UAAUUAAUCCGCUGACAGCAAGCAGGGAUCUUGAUAAUUAAAUAUGUACUAGAAGUUGAGUUCCUGUUCGAUAAAACCAGAAGCCCCCUAUAAACUAGGACAUACAGUUCUAUCUUAUAUGAAGAUGCAGACACUGACAGCAAGCAGAGAUCUUGACAUUUCAGCGUGUAUUAGAAAUGGAGCUCACGUUCAAUAAAAACAGAAACCCCCUUUCAACAAGGACCUACAGUUACAUCUGGGACACAAAGAUGCAGAGAAGAAUAUUUCAUCCACUGACUGCAAGCAGGGAUCUUGACAAUUCAAUAUGUACCAGAAAUUGAGCUCCUGUUGGAUACACCCAGAAACCCCCUUUAAACAAGGACAUACAGUUAUACCUUAUACAAUGACGGAAAGCAGAGAUCUUGGCAUUUAAAUAUGUAUUAGAACUAGAGCUUGACUUGGAUAACAACAACUAACAGUUAGGAUUAUUUCAUCCACUGUCAGCAAGCAGAGAUCUUGACUAUUAAAUAUGCUCUAGACAUUGAGCUCCUGUUCGAUAGAACCAGAAACCCACUUUAAACAUGGACCUACAACGGCAUCUUAUCUAAAAAAAAAAAAAGGAAGACAUUGACAGCAAGCAGAGAUCUUGACAUUUAAAGGUAUAUUACAGGCAAAGCUUAAAGUGGCAGAAAAUGAGAGAGCUUCCUUCAGCUAGGUCUGAUAAGUAUAGAUGAGGCGGGAGGUGACAUCUGGGACGUUGCAGUGACAUAAAAGUGAUUGCCCUCAGCCCGCCCCGCGUAGACGCCGCCGAUGAGUGUAACCUGUUUGUCUGGUGUUUGGAUCCUCUUCAGUUGUUUUAUGACCUUUGAACGUUUUUCCGAUAUCCGACUAUAACUUCCUGGUGAUCGAUGCCAGUUCUCCGCGUCCGGCCUGGCAUCGAGCGCAGCCAUGCACUGGAGGCUCCCGAGACGCUCGGCAGCGAAGACCAGCAUGCAGGCGACGGAGCGGGAUGCGGCAUCUGCCGGGGACACGGGCUGGGCGGACGGCGUUCCAAUCAUGACCGAAUCUCGGCCGGGAUCUCCUCAAGUCGCGAGCAAGUCGCCAGCCUUUGAUCUCUUCACCCUGGUCGUCUCCUACAAGAGGAUUGAGAUCUACCUGGAGCCGGUCAGGGACGGCUGGGACACCGUCAGAUACCUGCUGAGAUGGCAGACCCCAAUUGUUUCGCUUCUCACCUGUUUUCUGGUGAAUAUUUUGCUGCUCACGUUAAAUGAAGUUGCCUGGUUCACAUUGGGCGCGCUGGUCGUCUCCAUCCCUGCCCUUAUCGGCUACCUCCAGGAGAUGUCCCACAUGAAUAUCCCUGACCCUGAGCUGGCCCGGCGGAAAUACUACAGUGUGCGGCGGGAGGACCUCAAGAAAGUAAAACUCACCCGUCAGGAGGCCGUGGCCGAGUUCAAGAGCUUCUUGAUUCACCUGGAGGCCGUCCUCAGUCUGAUCUGUGGCACUUGUGAGAAGGUCUAUCAGGUCGCGUACUGGCAGAAUCCUACCGCCUCAAUUCAGUUGUAUGGAUUAUUACUGGGCUCCAUCUGCAUUCUCUAUCUCCUGCCCUUGUGCUGGGUUUUGGCGAUUGUGAACAGCGCUUUAUUCUUGAGAAACUCUGACUUCUAUAGAGUUGUCGCAGAAUAUAAGGCAUCUUUCCAACCAAAAGGCAGCAGCGAGACUGCUUCAUUAGAACCAACGCAAGCAGCGCAAGAGGUUGAAAACCUAACGGUUGUGGAUCGAACACCCACCCCAGUACUAACUAACUCAGAAGAUCUCUCUCCGGGGAGCGUGGAAGAAGCUGAAGAAGCAGAACCAGAUGAGGAAUUUAAAGAUGCAAUAGAGGAGGAUGACGAUGUGUCCCAGUGCCCGUCUGAGUACGAACUGAACCUGCAGGACAAUGGUUUCCUCAGCAGAAAUGAUGCGAUCAAAAGUAAAGUGUCCAAACUGACCGAGAGGCUACGCAAGCGAUAUCCCGCCAAUAAUUUGGGUACAUGUAAUGGAUGCAGUGCAACCUUUUCAGUACUGAAGAAGAGGAGAAGCUGCAGUAACUGCGGGAACAGCUUCUGCUCCCGGUGCUGUUCUUACAAAGUCCUCAAGUCAGUGAUGGGGGCCACAGCUCCGGAUGCACAAAGAGAAACUGUAUUUGUUUGUGCCCUUUGUAACCAAGCAUUAUGUAAAUAAGAUCUGACUAUAUGGACAUGCAAUGGGAACGCCUGCUCCGCCUGAAGAGGAUCUCAGACGUAGCUGGACAGUGUGGUAUCUCCGCUGUAGCUGUGGCUUUCUGUGUCCUGUCCACAGCUUUUAUAUGAUGUCAAUGUCUAUUGGGUUUAGUCAGAAGCCAUUACCACUGCUAUAGGGUAUGCGAACCGUAGGGGCAGCUCCUGUGGCUCCUAUGGGGCCAGUUUAAGGUUCCUCAUGGGCUGUGCUAACCUCAAAGGGACCCCCUCCACAUAGGCAAAGAGGGAUGAAGACUCCAAACAUCAUCUAGUGUCUUCAAUGGAUCCAUUCUAGUCAGUCAUCACCUAAUAUCAUCUUGCAAAACUUGCUUGGUUUGGGCAUGAUUGGCCCGGCCUGUUCACGGGAUCCCGGCCUAUAAGGCUCUGUUCACAUAAGCAUCAUGGCCACUAGGGAGGAUUCAUCUACAAUGGAGAACAACAGCACUGGAUGGAUCCCAGUGACUUAUGGAGCAAGACUGCAAGAACAGCGCUGCUACAAUAAGAGGCAAUUCUUUGCAUUCUGAAUGUAAAGGGGAACUCCAAUCCAAAAAUUCACAUCUGAUAGGUCCUAGAUACAGGCAAGUCAUUAUCUUGGGCCAACAAUGAUUUCUGGAAUGCAAGGACACGUAAAGCAAUUACACCCCUUUGGUACGUCUCGGAGCUUUCUGUCACUGGAAAUCUGUAGACCCAUUGGGUAACCGAAAUGCCCACAGCAACCAAUCAGAUUUCAUUGUUCCAGAGCAGAUUGGCUGUCAUGAGCUAGAACACCCACUGUCAUUGGUCAGAUGAGUCGUAGAAAUCUCUGAGCAGUGUCAAAGGGGCUUGAACUUGAACAGUAAAUCCUGAUCAUGCUGAAGCUUACUAAUGGUCUGAAAUCACAGACUGCACCGAUGAUCAGUUUAGAUGGACUUCCCCUUUAAACGACACAAACAAGAGGAUUGCCUUUAAGAUAAUGGGUAAUAGCCUUUAGUUUUAAAGGGGACCUGUCACCUCUCCUGACAUGUCUGUUUUAGGAAAUACUUGUAUCCCCCAUAAAAUAACAAUCUUUGGUCAUCUUUUCUUGGAACUCUGCAUUUUGCCGCCCCUCUGUUAUUCACCUUGGAAAUGCAUACAUUUAUUAACAACUGAUCCGAGUGUGUCGGUGUGUGAAUUGACAUGAGUAUUAAUAAGGGGAAGCGGAGCGCCCCUUUGUCAAUUUAUUCAUACAUUUCCGGGAGGAAUAACAGAAGACCCUUCACUUUGGGUCCUAUUCUAGAGAUAGGAACAGAACUCGCUCCUAUCUGACAUUGGUGGCAUACCCUAGCGAUAGGCCAUAAAUGCCCCAGAUGGGAAAGCCCCUUUUAAAAUGUGCAAUUCUGGCCACCAUCAGCCACCACUAGGGGGAGCUCAUAAGUCACAAUUUCUUGCAGCGCUCACAAGCUCCCCCUAGUGGCGUCACUGGAGAAAACACAUUUAUACAACUAGGAUCCCCCAUUGUCUUUAGACAUUCUAAAAUGCACAGACUAUUUACUCCCGUAUUUUAGUUCUAUGUGGAUACCUUCCGCCUCCUGUAUAAAAGAUUGUUCAGUGGAAGAUGAUUUUAAAAUAUUGCACCUUAAUGCAUUUUAUUUUGGUCCUGAAGAUCUGGACGAUAAUUGCGCCAAGUGCUGCAUUAUAGUCUCCCCAGUCCCCUUUUUGUCUUUUGGGGGGACAUAUUGUUUAGUGUCCUAUUAGGCUCCACUUUUAUUGCUCUAGUGAAGUCCAGCUAAAAUAAAAAUAAAAAGAGUCCACUGUGCACAAAGUCUGGAGAAAGCUUCAAUGCAGACUUAUUUGUCUCCAUAGUAGAUCCUACAGCCAUGCAUUAUUGCUCCCUUUCCUACUCCCUGUGGCGGCUGGUGGCGGUGGCGGCCUCACUAAAAAAGAGAGUUGGAGAUUGGGUGCCCACCAUUCUCCUACGUGUGGGUCCAAGAGGUGGGACCUGCAUCUAUCUGUCAUAAAUGUCUACGUAGGAAAUACCCCUUUAAGAUGUGGGACUACAUCCCACCAGUCCUGACACGGACACGUGCCUACCCGUUCCAAUAAAUAGGAGUCCAGAGGUAGCAGUGGCACUUGUGCCCGGUGUCUAAAGAGAGCCCAAAAGCCCCUCUACUAUAAAUGGCGCAGGGUAGGUGGGCGCCCUGUUAGGCCCUGUUCACAUGGUGGA
Bufo bufo (common toad) is the source of this 4416-nucleotide messenger RNA. RefSeq names its product zinc finger FYVE-type containing 27 (gene ZFYVE27). Gene Ontology annotation, cellular component: endoplasmic reticulum tubular network; growth cone membrane. Gene Ontology annotation, molecular function: metal ion binding. Gene Ontology annotation, biological process: protein localization to plasma membrane; positive regulation of axon extension; vesicle-mediated transport. The record is from RefSeq and is a predicted model, not a curated record. The transcript has 12 exons. Lineage: Eukaryota; Metazoa; Chordata; Amphibia; Anura; Bufonidae. The coding region runs from base 928 to 2199 and encodes 423 amino acids.